Protopolystoma xenopodis is the source of this 276-nucleotide messenger RNA. NCBI's taxonomy places the organism in Eukaryota, Metazoa, Platyhelminthes, Monogenea, Polystomatidea, Polystomatidae. The record is from the annotation of a GenBank genome assembly.
AUGUGGCAGGAUCCGAUCUGUAUUAGAUGCUGGACGCUGGAUGCUGGAUCUGUAUCAUACUCGUCAAUCUACCGUUCCGCCACACAGGCAGGAGGCAACCACGCUGAAGCGGUGGCUAGACUCGACCUAUACGCACACCCGAAGGAUGGGAGAGUCGAGCCUUGGAACGCGUGCUCCAGAGGGAAUCACCGACGUUUACUGACCGAGGAGAGGGCAGCAGUUUGUCUGGUCGACGAGACGCAACCUCGAGACAAGCAUCAAACGGUCACAAUGUGA